GUGAUGGAGAUGUCAAUCAGAGCAUUAUAACGUCAUUGCGUUCAGACGUCAGCGCUUGUGUGUUGGCGACGGGAAGACAAUAAGAUGGCGGCCGGGAAGCUGCACGGGGCGGCUGCGUGAAGGCCGAUCCGUCCGACCAUGGACGCCAUCAACACGCUGUUCUCGCAAAGCGACCCUUCCAUCCUGGCCACGGCCUCGCCGGCCAUGAGCUCCUUCGCCAAGCAGCAGCAGCAGCCGGUGGUGGUGGUGCCGGCGGCGGCGGCAGCGGCCGCGGCAGGCGGAGCGGACGAAACGCUGAGGAAAACAGGCGGCGCGGGGGGCGGUGUCUUAAACGAACCCUUCUACGUCAUGCGGGAGUUGCCAGGAGUCACAGAUCUCACCGGAAGCACUAACCUCAUCACUCACUAUAAUCUGGAACACGCCUACAACAAAUUCUGUGGGAAGAAGGUGAAGGACAAACUGAGUAACUUCCUGCCAGAGCUGCCAGGAAUGAUCGACAUGCCUGGCUCACAAGACAACAGCAGUCUGCGUUCGCUCAUUGAAAAGCCGCCGAUCUGUGGCAACUCCUUCAAUCUCCUGACCGGCACCCUCCUCACCGGCUUCCGACUGCACACAGGCCCGCUCCCUGAACAAUACCGGCUGAUGCACAUCCAGCCUCCCAAGAAGAAAAGCAAACACAAGCACAAGCACAGUCGGACUCAGGACCCCGUCCCGCCAGAAACACCCUCCGACUCUGAUCAUAAGAAGAAGAAGAAGAAAAAGGAUGAUGAUCCCGAUCGGAAGAAGAAAAAGAAAGAGAAGAAAAAGAAAAAGAACCGUCACAGUCCUGAGCACCCGGGGCUGAGCAGCUCCCAGCCCAGCAGCAGCAGCAGCCUACGCUAGAACCAUUCGAUCAGCGAGUCUGGAGGAGCAGGAGACUGUCAGCCCCAGCCCCCUGUCACUCCUCCCUUCCGCCACCCCCCCCCCCCCCCCCCCCCC
Molecule: messenger RNA, 978 nt
Organism: Carcharodon carcharias (great white shark)
Lineage: Eukaryota; Metazoa; Chordata; Chondrichthyes; Lamniformes; Lamnidae
Product: mediator of RNA polymerase II transcription subunit 19-like
Exons: 6
Coding region: 139-882 (247 amino acids)
Biological process (GO): positive regulation of transcription by RNA polymerase II
Cellular component (GO): mediator complex
Molecular function (GO): transcription coregulator activity; transcription factor binding
Source: RefSeq, a predicted model, not a curated record